This is a messenger RNA of Penicillium vulpinum, 360 nucleotides long. RefSeq names its product SDR family NAD(P)-dependent oxidoreductase. The transcript has 2 exons. Bases 1 to 360 code for a protein of 119 amino acids. The record is from RefSeq and is a predicted model, not a curated record. Lineage: Eukaryota; Fungi; Ascomycota; Eurotiomycetes; Eurotiales; Aspergillaceae.
AUGGUCAUAAGUCCGAUCAUCCGCAAAAUAAAUGUGCCAGAAGCCCCUAUCUUCCCUCUGCUUGAAGGCAAGGUUGCCAUCAUUACAGGCGCCGCCCAGGGCAUGGGGAAGGCCACCGCUUCUGUCUUUCUCCGGGCGGGAGCUAAGGUAGUCAUUGCCGAUGUGAAGGCAGAGCAUGGAGCUCAGGUUGCAGAGGAAUUUUCUGCUUUGGGAGAAGUUUGUUUCCUGAAAACUGACAUCUCCAAGUCAGAGGAUGUACAAAGCCUCAUUAAGCAGACAGUCAGUGUCUUCGGAAGAUUGGAUGGAGCAAUCAACAAUGCGGCCAUGUCUCCCGAUCAGAAUCUUCUGAUUGACUUUUAG